Mustela erminea (ermine) is the source of this 2512-nucleotide messenger RNA. It is a transcript of the gene CTLA4, whose product is annotated as cytotoxic T-lymphocyte associated protein 4. Bases 863 to 1423 code for a protein of 186 amino acids. The record is from RefSeq and is a predicted model, not a curated record. Gene Ontology annotation, biological process: negative regulation of regulatory T cell differentiation; B cell receptor signaling pathway; immune response. Lineage: Eukaryota; Metazoa; Chordata; Mammalia; Carnivora; Mustelidae. The transcript has 4 exons. Gene Ontology annotation, cellular component: external side of plasma membrane; membrane.
GAGGCUUUUGCAGGAUGAAGGUGGAGGAGGUGUUUCUCCCACCUGCGUUUCAUUUCUUUUAGCAGUCAAGGACAGUGAUUUAUAACAAAGCCAGAAGCUAAAGGUAAAACUCCAGUCUCCUGGGUUGGAUGGUUCUGUAUUCCAAGGCAGGCAGGAGACAUCUGGCAGCAGCAAAUAAGCAGAGAUAAGGCUCAUAGUGGAGUGCCAGGCAUUGACUAGGAGCUUAAUGAAUAUAUCUGAGUUGGUUUGGUAGAUGAGCAAUUUCAGACACUUCUGUCAGAUUGGAAGAAAAUACUGUAAAGUUAAGCAAUUUAAGAGAGGAAAGAUAUCCGUAGCUCCUAAUGUAUUUAAGCUUGGAAUCAGGGUGAACUCAAAAUUUCCUUUUUUAAAAAGAUGGAUUUAAGCAAAUCAUAUUAAGCUUCUUUCCUACCUUAUUUAAGAUUUUAAGAUCUUCACUUUAUAAACAAAUCAGCUUGUUUAAAAUUUAAACCUUCUUUACUCAAUUCAAAGUUUUAAGGUCCUCAGUCAAUUCUAUAAACUAGUUAGUUAAUUACUUUUAAAAAUGAUAGCAGUUUGAAAUUGUAAAUCAAAAAGGCGGGGAGAGAAAGAAAGAAAGAAAAAGCAAUGAAAACCAUCAGUCUAUUUGGCACAAGAUACUUAAUUGCCACCUGACCUAUUUGUGGACUUUGGAUGCAGAUUCCCCAGUUUUCAGUGAAAUAAAGCUCUUUAGAGGUUAAUACCGGGUUUGCUUUAAAACAUAAAAUGGUGAACAUUUUCACUGAAUUUCAACUUUAUUUCUCUCUAGACUGUCUCAGUUAAGAAACCAUGUGGUUUAUAUGAAAUACUUGGGUGCUCAAAAGGGAUGCAUGUGGCCCAGCCUGCAGUGGUUCUGGCCAGCAGCCGAGGUGUUGCCAGCUUUGUGUGUGAGUAUGGGUCUUCAGGCAAUGCUGCCGAGGUCCGGGUGACAGUGCUACGGCAGGCCGGCAGCCAGAUGACUGAAGUCUGUGCCACGACAUACACAGUGGAGGAUGACUUGGCCUUCCUAGAUGAUUCUACCUGCACUGGCACCUCCAGUGGAAACAAAGUGAACCUCACCAUCCAAGGGUUGAGGGCCAUGGACACAGGGCUCUACAUCUGCAAGGUGGAGCUCAUGUACCCGCCACCCUACUAUGUAGGCAUGGGCAAUGGAACCCAGAUUUAUGUCAUCGAUCCUGAACCUUGCCCAGAUUCUGAUUUCCUCCUCUGGAUCCUUGCAGCAGUCAGUUCGGGGCUGUUUUUUUAUAGUUUCCUUAUCACAGCUAUUUCUUUGAGCAAAAUGCUAAAGAAAAGAAGUCCUCUUACUACAGGGGUCUAUGUGAAAAUGCCCCCAACAGAGCCAGAAUGUGAAAAGCAAUUUCAGCCUUAUUUUAUUCCCAUCAAUUGAGAGACCAUUAUGAAGAAGAAAGAACAUUUUCCAAUUUCUCAGAGCUGAGGCAAUUCAAACUUUGUACUAUCCAGCUAUGUUUGCUUGUUUGUAUAUUUUGGGGGUGAUUCAUCUCUCUUUAAUAUAAAGCUGGAUGCAGAACCCAAAUGAAGUGUGCUACGAUUCAAAGCAAAGGUGCAAGAAAACAGAGCCAGGAUGUUUCUGUCACAUCAGAUCCAAUUUUAGUAAAAGUGUCACUUGGGAGCAACAUGGGGAUGCAGCAUUAUGAUGAUUUGGUCAGGGAUAUAGGUUCGGGAGUGGUGCAGCCCAGAAAAAACAAGGAAGGAGAGUUAGGAAGAGGAGAUAUUGUACACACUUUGUAUUUACAUGUGAGACUUUAUAGUUGAAGUGAUGUUUUCAAGGUAACUUUUUGUGUUAUUUUUCUUAAAUGUAGAAUUACAUGAAGACUUUAAAAAUACUCACAUGGCUAUAUUUUAGCCAGUGAUUCCAAAGGUUGUAUUGUACCAAUAUAUAUUUUUUAUUUGAUAGUAUUGUGCAUGGGGGCCACAUGUGCUUUUGUGUAUUUGCUGAUGGUUUUAAUAUAAACACUAUAUGGCAGUGUCUUCCUACCAGAGGUUCAGGGGAAGUUUUAUGGAGGGGCUCAGGACACUAAUACACCAGGUAGAAUAUAAGGUCACUUGGUAACUGACUUGGGAACUGGAUGAGGUCAUAGCUGAUUCCUGUGGCCACACUAGGCUGAAUUGGUAUUGGCAUGUGCUUUGGGCUUUUAUGUUAGCUCCAUUCAAAGCUUUGCAAGGGAGUCAAGACUGGUGUGUCUGAUUUAACUCCAUAGAACACCAUCGUCAAGUAAAUGGCUCAUUCUGAGAGUCUUGUAGGUAUGAACUUCAAGGAAGCUCUAGUUUCAUGAGAGCCUCAAUUCCUUACACAUGGUUAAUGCCAUGGACAGAAAACAGCAGCAGGUGGCAGAACAGGGUGAUGAGGGUUUCUGAAAACUAACACUGUUGGUGUUUUUUAAUUCACUAUUUUCCAUGAAAAUGCAACAACAUGUAUAAUAUUUUUAAUUAAAUAAAAAUAUGUGGUGGUCAUUUU